CCUGCCAGCUCGGAGUGACACCGUAACAAAAUGUCAAGAGUUUGGAAAGAAAACAAAAGGAAGGACAGAAAAAGGUCUGGUCAUGAUUUGUGUCUGAGUCUGGCAUUGCGUAAAAGCUGAAAGCUUUCUGAGUUGUGAGUGAACGUGGAUCAGGAUGAGUGACCAGUUUAGCUGUGAGAACUGUAAGGAGAUUCUAUACGGGAGGAAGUACAUCCAGGUGGAUGACGUCCCUCACUGCGUCCCCUGCUACGAUCGUCUCUAUGCCAACAGCUGCCAGGGCUGCAAAGAACUCAUCGGACACAACUCACGGGAGUUGUACUAUGACGACCACCACUACCACGAGGAGUGUUUUCGCUGCUCGCACUGCAAGCGCUCGCUUGCCGACGAACCUUUCACCUGCCAGAACGAAGCUCUUCUGUGUAACGACUGCUACUGCAGCGAGUUCUCUUCCAAAUGUGUGGCCUGUAACAAGACCUUCAUGCCAGGCUCAAAGAAGUUGGAGUACGGUGGUUCUACCUGGCAUGAGGAGUGUUUUGUGUGUUGUGUGUGUCAGCAGUCUCUGGGCUCACAGUCUUUUAUCCCUGAUAAGGAUGAGUAUUAUUGUGUGCCCUGUUACGAGAGACGCUUCUCUCCCCGCUGCAGCCACUGCAAACAGAUCCUGCUGCAGGGUGGGGUGACGUACCGAAACGAACCUUGGCACAGGGAGUGUUUCCUGUGCGCAGGCUGUAAGAUGCAGUUAGCCGGUCAGCCCUUCACCUCUCAGGAAGAAAAACCUUACUGUGUCAAGUGUUUCAGCUGCCUGUACGCACAGAAAUGCACCGCCUGCGACAAGGCCAUCACAGGUUUCGGCAACGGGAAGUACGUUUCCUUUGAGGACCGUCAGUGGCAUCAGUCGUGCUUUAACUGCUCCGGAUGCUCCGUCUCUCUGGUUGGAGCUGGAUUUUUUCCCAAUGGCUCAAAUAUCCUGUGCAAAGAUUGUAACAACUAAACUACAGAUUCUGUGUGUGUGUGUGUGUGUGUGUGUGUGUGUGUGUGUGUGUGUGUGUGUGUGUGUGUGUGUGUGUGUGUGUGUGUGAGUGAGUGUGUAAAACACUGAUCCGGGAUCAGGAGUCAGCGAUACAGUCAGAAUAUAUCAUUCACGGUAUAAUAACCAUUUACACACAUGUUUUUUACAGUUAGAAGUGCAAUGUUUAACACCACUGAUGUAUUUUGAAAAUAUUAAAUUUUUUUACAAUUCCUACAAUUCA
Tachysurus fulvidraco (yellow catfish) is the source of this 1247-nucleotide messenger RNA. It is a transcript of the gene fhl3b, whose product is annotated as four and a half LIM domains 3b. Gene Ontology annotation, biological process: actin cytoskeleton organization. Gene Ontology annotation, cellular component: stress fiber; nucleus; Z disc. The coding region runs from base 155 to 988 and encodes 277 amino acids. The transcript has 6 exons. The record is from RefSeq and is a predicted model, not a curated record. Gene Ontology annotation, molecular function: transcription coregulator activity; actin binding. Lineage: Eukaryota; Metazoa; Chordata; Actinopteri; Siluriformes; Bagridae.